CCCACCCGCAUCAUGUGAAAACCCUCUUCAUGAAUAGUGUUUUCAAUAACCUAGCCCAUCACUACCGAGCCCGACUGCACAAUGGUAUGUCAUCUUCAUUUGCACCUCUCGAAUACUUAUCAAGCAAGCAGGUAAGCAAGCAAGCUAACCAAAAUACCAAAUCAGGUACAUGCCGAUGCAUCAACCUUCAAAGCUAACAUAAGUAAAGAGGAAGCUUAUGCGCAGGUAUUAGAAGAAGCGAGGGGAUUAUUUGAUGGACAGAGAAAUUGGGUAUGUUUUUUCGGUUCUUUUCUUGCCUAGUUUAUUGAGAUUGAGAUGAGUAAAUGAGUAUACAUACUGAUGAAGUUUAGGUGUGGUAAAUAUCCCAGGUUCUCUUGUUGUUGUAUCAAGUGAUAUGAUGUGGAAUGAAGAGUGUUAGUACCAAGGAUCGUGAGUAACGUAAAGAAAAUAGUAAUUUAUCAAAUACAGCCUCAUUACUAUGGCACGCAUAUAAGUCACUUCCGUCACCGUCAUCGGAAGUAAACUGGGCUGGUUCGUUUCCUUUCCUCUUUCUUUAACCAGUCAACUCACCUCCCCAGGUUUCUACACCCUAGACCCGUCGUCCACCAAACCCUCUCUAAUCCUCGGACCCUUCCAAGGAAAAGUCGCUUGUCAAACUAUCGCCUUUUCUCGAGGUGUAUGCGGAACUGCUGCUUCUACUCAGACUACACAGCUUGUUCCCGAUGUUGAGAAAUUUCCGGGUCAUAUUGCAUGUGAUGCAGCUAGCCAGAGUGAGAUUGUCGUGCCGAUUAUCAUAGAUGGGAUUGUGAGGGCGAUUAUUGAUGUUGAUUGUGGGGUUAAGGAGGGGUUUGAUGAGGUGGAUCGGAAGUGGUUGGAGGAACUGGCGGGGGUUUUGGCGACGGGGUGUGAUUGGUAGUUUGUAUGGGAAAGUAGAGGAUUUGUGUGGAGGUUAUGUUAUGGUGUGCAUCGGUGGAGUUUGUAUUCGUCCAUGCUGUAUGUGUGAUGAUGCUAUGCAUGCCAUCAUUGUGCGGUAUAUAGAUAUAGAAAUAGAUAUAGAUAGAACAAAUGUGGAGCACUUGCUUCAACGUAUCAAUUCACUUGUAAAGCAUAAUUCUUCA
This is a messenger RNA of Sclerotinia trifoliorum, 1118 nucleotides long. NCBI's taxonomy places the organism in Eukaryota, Fungi, Ascomycota, Leotiomycetes, Helotiales, Sclerotiniaceae. The record is from the annotation of a GenBank genome assembly.